ACCCCCACCCCCACCCCCGAAACAGCUACCCUCAAAUUUUCUAUCUCUAUAUUUCUUUGUAUUUUCCUAUUUCGCUCUCUUUGAGCUCGAUCGGCAGAUUUCUUCUUUAUCCUUGUUACUUUUUUUGAAUCUGAUUUAAUUUCGGAGGAAUUUCAAUUUCCCGAUUUUUCAUCUGCUCUAAUCGACGAUUUCAGCCUUUCUGUCUGUCGAUUGUGUUCUUCGCUGAGCAAAUUAGGGUUUGUAUUUUUACGCUGAAUCAGGUUCUUUUGUCUAUCACUUUUUUCGAUUUAUUCUCUUUACACAUUCUUUUGCAAAACCCUAGCUUGUUAAGUUUUCCUAUUCUGUCAAAUAUUCAUUGAUUCCUUAUUAUUUGAUUUGUAUAGUAAAAAUUUUGAAAAAUAAAAAAGAAGUCAGGUGUUGUUUCGCUGAUUGAUUCUAUUGUAUUAUUCAGAUUUUUUGUUACAAGAAGCUCAGUGAGAUUUUAGGUGCGUUGUCUUUUAGUUUACCAUCCGAAAUUGAGGGUUUCCUUGUUGAAUCUAAUAAGCUUCGCGUCACCAAAAAAGAGAGAAAAAAGAAAAAACCAAAAAGAAGAAAAAGAAAUCCUACUUUUAGGUGUUUAGAGUAUUCCUUUUUAGCUGUUGUUAGAGUUGAUCUAAACCAUAAAUGGCGUUAAAUUUUUCGCAUAGGCCCAUAUUUCCGGCACAUAUAUCUGAGGAUAAUUUGGUAUCACCCAUGAGAAUUGUGAAUGGGUGUUUAGUCGAGGGUGUUCCGGAGAAUAAUGUGGAGAAUUUUCCUUGGUCGUGGCGUGUUUGUCGGGAACCGCAUGACGGGUUUGAAUAUGGUUAUGGGGGGAAAAGAGUAGACAAGUGUGAUUAUUCGGAGUCGGUAUCGGAGGAUAUCAUUGAUCUUCUCCCUGCUGAUCCAUUUGGGAUGGAUAUAAGCACCACUAUCACAGCCAUUACGGGUUGGCUUGAGGAUUUGGAAGUUGAUUAUGGAGGAUGUAGGAGAAACCAUGCCGGUCCAAGUAAUGAGGACUAUGGUUUAUUUGCCGGUUUUGAUUUUAUUUGGAACGAUUCUAUGAGGUUCCAAUCAUUCCCUAUUAAUCACGUUCAGUCUGAUGACAAACUGAAUAGAGGUGAUCCAGUGAAUUGGCUUAUUGGGGAGAGAGAUAUGAGGGACGCCUUGGCCCAUGUUGGUCUUGGCUCAGCUUGCAAUGUGGGGGACACUGCAGGCUUCAAUAAUGUAGGUUCAGUCAGUUUUCUUUCCCAGACCAUGAAAACAGGGUCUGGGGCGAUGUCUUGCUCUGGUGAAGAUGAAGGAGCCCCUCAUGAGGCUUUAUCUUUUGCUCUUGGUUACCUUGGAGUGAAGGAUCUUUUGACGGUAGAAAGUGUUUGCAGGUCCUUGUGGCUUACUGUAAAAAAUGAUCCUUUAUUAUGGAAAAGCAUUCACAUUGAAAAUCCAUUGACUGAGAUCAGCGAUGAUAUCCUCUUGCAAUUGACUAGCAGGGCUCAAGGUAACUUACAAUGCUUGAGUUUGUUAGAGUGCACCCGCAUCACAGAUGACGGUUUGAGGCGGGUACUUGACUCUAAUCCACAUUUGACAAAGUUAUUUGUUCCUGCAUGUACAAGACUCAGUAUUGAAGGCAUUGUAAAUAUGUUGAAGUCUUUUAACUGUCAAAGAGGUAAAAUGGGUAUAAAGAACCUGUGGAUUGGCGGUCUUUAUGGAGUGAUGCAUGAACAUUUUGAAGAGCUGGAGUUUCUUCUAGGUGCAGAUAGCCAGACGAGGCAAAAUGUUUACAAACCCCAUUUCUUUUCUCGAAGGAAUAUUUAUCGUUUGGUUGAUGACAGUCGGGCUAUUGAUGUUCAACUUUGCCCGAUAUGUAAAAAAGUAAGGUUGGUCUAUGAUUGUCCUGCAGAGGGUUGCCAAGUGAAAGAUGAAGCUACUAAAGAAUGUAGGGCCUGCUCACUUUGCAUCUUACGGUGUAGUGAAUGUGGGAGAUGUAUAAAUAACACUGAAUAUGUGGAGACUUUUUGUUUGGAAUUGCUUUGUUCUGAUUGCUCUAAGCAGCCUUUGGAGUGCAAAGAUGAGCAGAAGUGCAGCCUUUGAAGUGCCAAGAUGAGCAGGAUGGAGGGAGGGAGUGAGGGGCUGGUUCCUGUGAAGGAGAUCGAAGUGUGACUGCCGAGGAGUAAAUCUAUGUGCUAUCUACUUGUUUAAUUGGAUAAAAAAUUUUAAGCUGCCAAUUGACUGCUAUCAGUUUGUGCCAGACUUUCCGAAAACAGUUGAAUUUGUUUUGUUUGUU
Solanum verrucosum is the source of this 2299-nucleotide messenger RNA. RefSeq names its product F-box protein SKIP14-like. NCBI's taxonomy places the organism in Eukaryota, Viridiplantae, Streptophyta, Magnoliopsida, Solanales, Solanaceae. Gene Ontology annotation, cellular component: cytoplasm. The coding region runs from base 664 to 2106 and encodes 480 amino acids. Gene Ontology annotation, molecular function: protein binding. The record is from RefSeq and is a predicted model, not a curated record. The transcript is spliced from 2 exons.